This is a messenger RNA of Eupeodes corollae, 2804 nucleotides long. RefSeq names its product PDF receptor (gene Pdfr). Gene Ontology annotation, cellular component: plasma membrane. Lineage: Eukaryota; Metazoa; Arthropoda; Insecta; Diptera; Syrphidae. Gene Ontology annotation, molecular function: G protein-coupled peptide receptor activity. The coding region runs from base 765 to 2576 and encodes 603 amino acids. The record is from RefSeq and is a predicted model, not a curated record. Gene Ontology annotation, biological process: cell surface receptor signaling pathway; adenylate cyclase-modulating G protein-coupled receptor signaling pathway. The transcript has 9 exons.
UCCGAUAUUAGUUUAGAUUCGACCAGCAUCUUAUAAGCAUCGCACUACGCGCUAAUGGGCCCGGGUCAAUUCAAUUGAACUGUGUUUAUUAUUUGUUUAUUAUUUUGCAUUUCUUUUUUAAAAAUAUCAUACAAAUUGUUGAAAUGCAAAUUGACUUUAAGAAUAAAAGUUCGAAUCGGUUGAGGUGAAAAUAAAUUUUAAAAAUUAAAUGAAAACACUUGCAUAAAGUCCAAGAAUCCUUUACUUGAUGAUACGGAUCUGUAAAUGUGUUGGACAGUGCAUUGUUUACAUAAAUAACUAGUGUGUCCUUGCCAGUGUUGCCGUUUGUCUGAGUUUCGCUUUAAUCGCACAUUUGAAUCCUACACAAAAAAUUGCUAUAUUUCUAAAUUAAGCCAAAAAAAUAUAAUUUGAUUUUACUUUAGUAGGUAAAAAUCUAUACAUAGUUAAAAUUUUGCCAUUUUUUAAAUUUUAAAUUUCCUCUAUUUUGAAAUCAAACUGUGUUUCCCGAAAAAUUAGAUGCGGAAAGCAACAAAGUGGUUUCCUUGAAUGGACUUACUCCAUAAAAAGGUCUUAAUUACCAACGAACUGGAUUCUACGUAGUUUCUAAAAACCCAUCUUUAUGUUUAUAUAUAUGUAGUUAACAUGCAUCGGCUCAGGAUUUUACACUCAAUUUCAAAAAUAGCAUUGCUUGCAACAAUUUGACGCAACUAAAAACAUAUCGUAUCGCAUUCCUGACACAUUUUCUUUACAAAAUUUUAUACAGCAUGGAUACAAAUACAACAGCUUCACUAAAACUAAAAAAAACAGAAGUUUCUAAUGCGAUGGAAACUUUAUCGGAACCACCUUUAUCGGCAGUUAUAAAAUCUAUUCGAGCCGUUAUUAUGGAAGAGCUGAUAGCUUUUGAAACGGCUGACAAUACAAAUACAAAGAUACCUAAAACUACUGCAUCACAACAUCAUGAAACUGGAUGGGCUUUAAUGGUAAACGAAUCCAACUACUCAAGUAUUACAUACUCUAGUACCUCACCAACUAUAUCAAAUGAAAGUAGCUGUUUGCAUACAUUUAGUGAUUGGAAAUUUAGUGAGAAUCAUCAAUGGAAAAAUGGAAAUUACUGCAACUGGACAUGGGAUCAAUUUUUAUGCUGGCCACCUACACCUGCUGGUGUAUUGGCACGAAUGCGAUGUCCUGCUGUUGGACAUGGAAUCGAUAUAACAAAAUUUGCAGAGCGGUUAUGCCUUAAAAAUGGAUUGUGGGCCAAUAAGCCACAUGAUACUGUUUUCAAUCCGCAUGGUUGGACAAACUAUACGCCUUGUUUUAAGCCUGAUGUGAUAGAUUUGAUGCAGCAACUUUACUCUGGAGGAAAUUCCGAAGUAAUUCAGAACAAAUUUGUUGUAGCUGAAAGAACGCGAACGUUGGAGAUCAUUGGCCUUAUGUUGUCGCUUUGUGCGCUGCUCCUGUCAUUAGUAAUAUUUUGUAAUUUUCGUAGUUUACGAAACAAUCGAACAAAAAUCCACAAAAAUUUAUUUGUGGCAAUGGUUAUACAAGUUAUUAUAAGACUGACAUUAUAUUUGGAUCAGGCCAUUAUAAGAGGCGGUCGAAAUUUGAAGGGUAAUUCUAGUCUGAAUGGAAUUGAAAAUACACCAUAUAUCUGCGAGGCAUCUUACGUCCUGCUGGAAUAUGCACGCACUGCAAUGUUUAUGUGGAUGUUCAUUGAAGGAUUAUACUUGCAUAACGUUGUAACUGCAACUGUUCUACAAGGACGUUUCCCUCAGACCGUUUAUGCUAUAAUUGGUUGGGGCACAUCAGUGGUUAUGACAGCUCUGUGGGCUGUUGUCACGGCUCACUACAAAUCAAACGAACCAUGUUGGUGGAACUACAAUCUAACACCGUACUAUUGGAUUUUGGAAGGUCCUCGACUAACAGUUAUAUUGUUCAAUUUUUUCUUUUUGCUGAAUAUAAUUAGAGUACUGGUCGUAAAGCUCCGCCAAAGUCAUACGAGUGACAUUGAGCAGGUUCGGAAAGCAGUACGGGCGGCAGCUGUAUUGCUGCCUUUGCUGGGAAUCACUAAUGUACUUCACAUCAUUCAAGCACCAAUAAACCGAAGUGCGUGGGAGUUUGCUCUAUGGUCAUAUGUAACACACUUUUUGACGUCAUUUCAAGGAUUCUUCAUUGCAACAAUUUACUGUUUCCUGAAUGGAGAGGUCCGAACGGCUUUAUUUAAAAGCAUAACUGUUUAUAUGUCAUCCCGUGGCCACCCGGACUGGGCACCACGUCGUACUUCAAUGUUUUCCGCCGGAUACAAUACUACCCCUGCUUCGGAUGGACACGUUCACACAUCAUCAAGGUACACUGACAAUAAAACCACUGGCAACAACAACAUCGCAAACAAUCAUAUCAAUUCUUCGUCACAUAGCUCACCCAUUAUCAUUCAUCAACAAGUCCAAAUUCGGAAUCGAAACCACCGUCAUCAAAAAGGCUGGAUACUAUCGUGGUGUUGUCGAAAAAACAAGAAAAUCGAACCUCAAGAAACUGCAGUGCCACCAGAAUCAGCUUUAUUUGAAUUGUCCGAGCAAUAAAUAUACCUCUCAUCUACUAUUUAUUUAUUUUUGUAUAGACUAAAAAUAAAACCAUAGUUAAAAUAGGAUUCUUAAAAAUAUUUCGAAUCCAACAAAAAUAUUACAAUUUUUUUUUUAGAUUUUUAUAAAUUGAUUGUACCUCUAGCACAAGAAAACUAAAUAUUAAGAUCUUUGUAAUCAAUUAUAGUAAAGUGAAAUAAAUAAAUGAUAAAAAUAUAUAUUUCGUUA